AGUCUUGACAAGCUCUAAAUAAAAUCGAAAACAUUCCACUUUCGUGCGUGAAAAAAUCACCUUUUGCAAGAAAAAAAAUCUUCAGAGGAAAAUUGUGUAGUGAGUGCGUGUGAAAAUGCCCUGAGCUCCCUUACUUUGUACCAAUAUUGGUGAAGAAGCCCUUUAAACAACAUCUGCUGCUGAAAAGAAUAAUUUAAAUAUCCGUCUGCCAGGGCUCUAUAGGGGAGCAGAGAGAAAAUCGGCUGCAAGAGGCCCCCGUUUUUGGUCACCCCGCAUUUAGUGUGUUGUAGCCACAGAGGAAACCGCGAGUGGGUGAUUAAAUGUGAUAAGAAAACAGCUCGCGGUGGAAGUGGAAAAGUUUUGCACGCGAGUUUACAUCAGUCGCGAAGAGUUUUUCAUCAUACUGUGUGUGCAACAUGGGUAGAAGUAUUUGGCAACAUCUGGGAUUUGGGAUCAUCCUGGUGACCUUCUUCGCCACCAGUGGGUGCUACGGCCUCAAAGUGAAUGAUGAAAAUUGCCCCCAAAUCCUCAACUUUGUCUUCAAGGGCUACACUCCAAUAGGCCUCAAAGCUGGGAAUUUCUCUGAGAAUCAUCAAGCACGAACGCUGGAAGCUUGCGUUCAGGCUUGCUGCGACAAUGGAGCAGAAUGCAACAGCGCCUUCAUGUUCAACGGCACAUGCUACCACGUAAAGUGCGUGAAUGAUCAGCUUUGCCUGCCACUGAGACGCUACCCGAACAACACGAAGCUGUACAUGGUGCUCGUGAAUCCCGUGAGUGACGAUCAAACGUGGCCGGAUUUGCUGAGGCAAGCCGAUGCGCAGGAGUUUCAAUCGCCCUCUGAUGUCAUUGAUGAGGCCAAACAGCACCCGUCGUACUACCCGGAUAACUAUGAACUUGUGAAUAGAAUGCUCAGUUCACCGUAUGUCGAUGAUGCUGCUGCUGCAGCUUAUGGGCUUGAGCGGUACAUUGGGGAGGAGUCCCAGGUGGACAAGGUGAAGGUUUACCCAGGUCGAGAGGCCAACAACGUGGUGAUGUGUGAAGUUGGUGCGGAUAAAUGUGGGAAGAAUGAGCAUUGCCGUGCUGUUUCUGAGAAAUCUCGAAAUGGAUUUUGUGAUUGCCUCGAAAAUUACGUCCGGAAUGAGGAUGGAGCGUGUGUUGCAGUACGAGGAGCCACGGAUAAGCAGUACUAUGACAAAUACUGGGAUGCAUUGAAUACAGAAGCGGGGAAAGUUGAACCAAAUCCCAAACCUCUGACAAAUGGGGAUGCAACGGAUGGGGCAACGAAGCAAAUAACCGUGUCUGUUGUGUCGAAGGAUGUUCGAUUGCCUGAGAAGGAAGUCACCUUGUCGGCAUUCACAAUUCCCGAUGAACAAUCCAGUGGGGAUAAGUAUAAGUAUCUGUGGACACUGGUGUCACGCCCGAGUGGCGAUAAUGGCACAAUAACCGAUCAAACAAAGGACAAAGUGAAGCUCUCAAAUCUCUCCGAAGGACUCUACCAAUUCAAGGUAACUGUGACGGGGAAUGGUUCGUACGGCGAGAGUUAUGCCAAUGUAACAGUUCUGCCGGCAAAGAGGAUAAAUAAGGCUCCAACAGUGAUCAUUACACCCAUCCAGCAGACAGUUAAACUCCCCAAUAGUGGAGCAAUUCUCGAUGGGAGUACAAGCAAGGAUGACGAUGCCAUUGUUUCGUGGCAUUGGGAUCUCGUUGAGGGACCCAUUGGGUAUCAACCCAAACUCCCGGAAACGGCCACACUUCAGCUGUCGGAUCUCACAGCUCCCGGAAACUACACGUUCAAGCUGACGAUCACUGACUCCGACGGUGUGCAGAAUUCAACAACAGCCAACAUUACCGUUCUCAAGGGAAUUGAUUAUCCCCCCGAAGCCAAUGCGGGCCCUGACGUCAUCCUCUACCUACCACACAACAACAUCACCCUCAAUGGCUCCCUCAGCACUGAUGAUCGCGAAAUUGUUGCGUGGGAGUGGACAAAAGACUCAACGGAUGAAUCAAAGGCGGUUGAUAUGCAAAACACCCGGACACCCUUCCUGCAGCUCUCAAAUCUCGAGGAGGGAAUCUACAAGUUUGUCCUCAAAGUCACAGAUGCAAGUGGGCAGAGUAGCUCAGCUACUGUUCAUGUUUUCGUGAAGCCACCCACAAAUCUUCCACCCAUCGCCAAUGCUGGCAAGAAUAUUACAAUCAACCUCCCACAAAAUUGGGCUACGCUCAAUGCUUCAGAAUCAAGUGAUGAUGUAAAGAUCUCCUCAUAUAGCUGGAAACAAAUCUCCGGACCAUCCACAGCAUCAAUUCUCAACAGCAAUGCAACGGUGGCUAAUGCAACAGCCUUGACCCUCGGUUCGUACGUCUUUGAGGUCACAGUGAUCGAUGCGAAUGGGAACAAUGCCACAGAUCGUAUGACGGUGAAGGUAAUUCAGGAGAAGAAUAGCCCACCCGUUGCAAAUGGCGGUGGAGAUCAGAACAUUGUUCUGCCGCAGAGUGUAAUGAUCCUCAAUGGGAGUAAAUCCACGGAUGAUCUUGGAAUUGUCAACUACACGUGGACCAAGGAGGGUGGAAGUGUUGCCGUGGGCACAGUAAUUGGGAAUACAGAUCACGAGCCAGUGCUCAUGGUUACGGAUCUCGUGGCAGGGCGCUACGUGUUCCGUCUCACUGUAACAGAUGAUCAGGGAUUAUCCUCCAGUGAUACUGUUAGUGUGAUUGUACGUCCAGAUCCGCUUCUGCUGAAUCUCGUUGAAGUCACCUUGGUGACUGAGGCGACAAUUCUCACGGAGAGUGAAUUGAUAACAAUUCAGCAAAAGCUUGAGCUACUCCUGGGGGAUAACAGAAGACUCCAUAUGCGUGAAUUGAAGCGUGAACAGAAGACAAAUCAAGCCAUUAUGGUGUUCUUUGUGGAGAACACGGAGAAUCGCGAGGGGAAACUCAAUCUUGUACCCGGAUUGGAAGUUGAGAAGAUCCUCAAGGAGAAAUUUUGGCGUGAUGCCAGUAUCCUUGGAUCCUCCUUGUCUGACAUACGAACGACUGUGUGCCAAAAUUCCUGCUCUGAUCAUGGUGUGUGCAACAGUGAGACACGCUCCUGCACCUGUGACACCUUCUGGAUGCCCGAUGUCUUCUACUUCUGGGGCAUCAGUGAUGCCAAUUGUGAUUGGUCCAUCUUGUAUGUAAUUAUUGGGAUUUUUGUGCUCUUCCUCAUCCUCUCGGGGAUUUGCUGGAGUAUCACGUGUAUGUGCCGAAAGACAAGGAAUCAUCCGCGUUCGAGGAAUAAACCAACAAAAUAUUCCCUCCUUGGAUCGCAUGAUGAUGAAUUGCCGCCGUCACGCCGAGGGACGGUUCUCUCGGAAACAGACACAGACUCCGAUGUUCUCUUUGAGACACGUUCCAAGCAAAAUGGUUCAGCACGUCUCAAUGGUGAUGCAAGAAAUGCCGCCAAUAAGUACGCCGUAACACGAUUGGGAAGACGGGUUAAAACAUAGAUUUUCCCACCAAAGUUAAGAGUGAGUGAACUCACUUGAAUUGGCCUUAAGAAACAAAUUAACCCGAAGAGUGUGGCAACAUUCCAAUGUUACAGAGAGAGAGUUGCUUACCCCCUCUUUUCUUUAUUGAUUAAAAAAAAAAAGAAAGGUUUUUAUGAAAAAGAAAAA
Lutzomyia longipalpis is the source of this 3650-nucleotide messenger RNA. RefSeq names its product dyslexia-associated protein KIAA0319-like protein. The transcript has 7 exons. The record is from RefSeq and is a predicted model, not a curated record. Lineage: Eukaryota; Metazoa; Arthropoda; Insecta; Diptera; Psychodidae. Bases 417 to 3482 code for a protein of 1021 amino acids. Gene Ontology annotation, cellular component: plasma membrane; cytoplasmic vesicle.